Molecule: messenger RNA, 4470 nt
Organism: Hippocampus zosterae (dwarf seahorse)
Lineage: Eukaryota; Metazoa; Chordata; Actinopteri; Syngnathiformes; Syngnathidae
Product: protein tweety homolog 3-like
Exons: 15
Coding region: 365-2041 (558 amino acids)
Cellular component (GO): plasma membrane
Molecular function (GO): intracellularly calcium-gated chloride channel activity; volume-sensitive chloride channel activity
Source: RefSeq, a predicted model, not a curated record
CUGUCACGCACGCGCACGCGCGAACCGCGUGCUACCGCAAAGCCUCCCCGCAAUCUUCUUUGCUCUUUCAAACACCAUUCCGUGCGUGUGCGCGUUGAGUCGAGCAGCGUCCGCGGUUAAUAUGAGCGGCGGCGGUCCGGUGGGCGCCAUCGCUACCAGGUGAACAAAACAAAGCGGUUGGAGCGAGCGAGCGAGCGACCGACCGACCCGCAGGAGGCUCGGAAAUGGUCGCCGGGCACCGCCGGUGAACGCUCGCCGCCGUCGCGUUGAUGCGGCACGGAGAAGGCGACACGCCGAGCGAGCAGAGUGUCCGCGCAAGUAACCGUGUUUUAGCGAGGGGGACGCCAGCCAUCCCGUCUUGAAGAUGGCGGCCGUGGUCAACUACUCGCCGCCAUGGUGGGUGAACCUGCUCCACCGCUUGCCUCAUUUCAACUUGGACUUCCAGUUGGUCAGCAGCGACUUUCGGCCUGAAGACCCCGAGUAUCAAAAGUCGGUGCUGCUGCUGGGCUCGGUGGCUCUCUUGUGUUUGGGCCUGGACCUCCUGUUCCUCCUCUUUUACUCCUUCUGGCUUUGCUGCCGCCGCCGCAAGAGCGGCGAGUCGUCGGCGUCAGCGCACCACGCGCACUCCCGGCAGCCCAGCGCCGACUGCUGCUGCACCGCCUGGUGCGUCAUCAUCGCCACCCUGGUGUGCAGCGCCGGCAUCGCCGUGGGCUUCUACGGGAACGGCGAAUCGAGCGACGGCGCCGGUCGCCUGGCCUACUCCCUGCGCCAUGCCAACCGCACCGUGUCGGGCGUGGAGAAACUGGUGCGGGACAACGCCUUGGCGCUGAACCAGACGGUGGAGGAGAACCUGGCCCAGCUGGAGACGAUCUACCGGGAGCAGACGGACUACGUGUCCAUCGUCCAGAAGCUGCAGGGGCAGCUGGACGAGCUGCUCAGGCUCCUGGCCGACGUGCCCUUCUGGUCCAACACGGCCGUGUCCCUGGAGGAGCUGGCCAGCCGGACCGAGGCCUUCGACUUCUACAGGUGGUUGGGCUACCUGGGCCUGCUGCUGUUUGACGUCCUCAUCUGCCUCCUGGUUCUCUUCGGACUCAUACGCAACUCCAGGGGAACUCUCAUCGGCGUGUGCCUGCUGGGCGUGCUGACGCUCGUGGUCAGCUGGGCGUCUCUGGGCCUGGAACUGGCCGUCGCUGCGUCGGCCAGCGACUUCUGCGAUUCCCCCGACGCGUACGUCACCCGCGCCACCAAGGAGAACGCCGUCAUCGAUCAAGAUAUCCUGCAGUAUUACCUGAUGUGCAGCCCGGGACAAGUCAACCCCUUCCAGCAGAGGCUGUCGGGGAGCCACAAGGCCUUGGUGGAGAUGCAGGACGACGUGUCCGAGCUUUUGCGAUCGGCCACGCGGGAAUACGCCAACACGAAGGCGAGUCUGGAUCAGAUCCAGUCGGUGCUGAACUCUACGGAGGUGGGCCUGCAUCAGCUGACGGCUCUGGUGGACUGUCGCAGCCUGCACAUGGACUACGUGCAGGCUCUGACGGGCUUGUGCUACGACGGCGUGGAGGGCCUCAUCUACCUGGCGCUCUUCUCCUUCGUCACGGCGCUCAUGUUCUCCUCCAUCGUCUGCAGCGUGCCGCACACCUGGCCCGGCAAGAGGACGGAUGAGGAGGACGGAGAGGACGAGUCGGGCGCCUCGCGGGGCGGCGGCGGCGUUCACGAUAACCUGUACCGCGUUCACAUGCCCAGUCUCUACAGCUGCGGCUCCAGCUACGGUAGCGAAGCUAGCCUGCCCGCCACCGCCCACACCGUCAGCAAUGCCCCCGUCACUGAGUACAUGAACCAGAACGCAAACUUUCAGACCCCCCGGUGUGAGAACACCCCCUUGAUUGGCAGGGAGUCCCCUCCACCCUCUUACACCUCCAGUAUGAGAGCCAAAUACUUGGCCACCAACCGCCCCGACCAGAACCGCCGCUCCGUCCCCAACGACCAGCUGGACCCGGCCAACCGGCCCCACGCCGCCGCCCGGCCGCAGUCUUCGGUCCACUAGUGACCCAUCGUGAUACACGUUCAAUUUGCACACGCGCGCAUGCACGCACACACACUGUACAGAAGCUGUAAAUAUGAAUUAUAACUCCACCACUGAGUUGAUAACUGGUGAUGUGCUGUGCCGUGCACUUAUAUUGCUGUCUCUCUCACUCACACACACACACACACACACACACAUGCAAACUCAUGUAGUCCAACAUCAGGAUCAUAAUAACACCGAAGGCUGGACCAUACAACUGCCCUUGUUGCUGGAAUUCAAGCACUCGGGAGCAUUUCAAUUGAGAGGCCCACCACGUGCCAAAAUAAACGAGGGUGCCUGAAAAUGAUGCUAGCAAAACGGUUACUUUCUGUAUACAUAAAAAAAAAUUGAAUAAGGAUCAAAGCCGCAAUAGGAAGAAGAAGAGGAGGAGGAGAGAGGACGAUGGGAAAAGCAGGAAAUUGUUUGCUUGGUGCUACUUACCAUGAGCUGGCAAGGGAAAAAAAACGUUUUUGUGCUUCCCCCCCCCCCCCCAAAUAUUUUACCACAAGUGAUACUGUGAUGAACUUUUUUUGGGGGGGAGUCCUCAUAAGCACAAUUUUUUUUUCUCCGAGGUGACUUUUUGAAGGCUAAAUGGGACACUGCCAAUGUUGCUCUUGCUACUGUACAAUAUGUGAAGACUAGAGUUGUGUGUGAGUGUGUGUGUGUGUGUGUGUGUGUGAGAGGGAGACAUCUGUGUUUACAUUGAAGCUAUACGGCCUCUCCGCACGCACGGACGGACUCACGCUUGAGCCAAACGUCUUUAGUCAGUAACGGUAAUUUCAACUUUUUCAAAUAGUUCCGAUCAGAAGGCCGUUUGUAUCCAUUAACCGUUAUGUAAAUUGAGCGUGAAAUGCUAACCGAUCGCCACACAGAUGUAGAAAGAAAGGAAAAAGUGCCAGUAGGUGGCAGUGUCUUUUUGCAUCAUAUGUCGACUGGUCGAAAAAGCGCAGUUAGGAUAAACACUAGGGUAGUUCUUUUGGUUUUUUUUGCGUUUAGCGGGGAAUGUUAAUGUCCAUUUUUCCCAAAAUGUGUGUAUUUAAGAUGUGGUUGUAUAAAACCGUUUUUAGCCAUAAACAAUUCUGUACACACACACACACACACACUAGGCGUAUGUUUAAGCAAUGAAAACUUUUUUUGGGGGGGGUUGAUUCACAUACAAGUUCAAACCAUCCCCAUUUACAAGUAGUUGGCAAUGCUUAGUCGUUUUUAUUGUUUUGCUUGUUCGGAAAUAUUACAGUACCUUCCACUUUUAAUUUUUUUUUCUUCCUUUAGCCUGUUGACUAAAAAUAAAUGUGAAAAUUUUUUUAGCCGUGAGCGAUCUCACACACACAUGCUGGGCAUACAUUUUCACAAUGGCAGCCGAGCAGUAACUUCCACUUUUUUCCCGUGUAUUUACAUUUUACGUUGUUGCUGUUUAAAUGAAAGGACAGUUUUACGGGCGUUUGUUUCUUUUCAUGUGUCAACCCCCCCCCCCCCCCCCCAAAAAAAACGGCCAAGCAAUUCAGUUGAAACGUUUUUUUUUUGUCACGUAAACAAUCUCUCACACACGAUAACUCAAGUUGGCAAUGUCAUUUUUGUGUGAAGAAAGGCUCCACAUAUUGCAAAAGUUGACUUAGCAAAAAUGCUACGGUCGUGCUUUGUCUUAGUGUACUUUUAUUGGGGGGCUAAUAUUUGCAUUCUUAGACCGCUGCCGUUUAAACGAAAGGUUGUUUUAAGUCUCAAUGUCCUCCAUCUAUGCACUUGUGCAUUGUGAGUUGCACACCUUGUCAGAGAAGGGAUGUUAAUAUACACACUAGCUUCGUCUUACACUUGUACUUUUACAGGUAAACAAUUUGUUGUGCUUGGACAGGAAUGGCAACAUCUUUAAGAAAUCCGCAGGCUGUCUCCGAAGUCAUUGAACUGGCCAGAACCGCAUCGCUUUUAACAAUCCGGCAUAGGUCAUUAGCAUUAGCAUUGUGAGAGUGUCAUAGUCAACUUUGAAGGUCGCCUAAUUUCUGACCAUGUACAGCAUUAGCACGUUUGAAUUCAUGGGUUUAACCGCCAUUUCUCGUGUUUGCGAGACAAUCUUACAUUUUUAGGCUAACUAUUGUCUUCAGCCCCAUCAUGCUACGUUCAACGAGCGUUUGAUAUCUUUCAUAAUGUUUUUAAAACGUCUUUCCAUGCUCCUAAUCGUCAUUUUUUUUAAAGAUUAUCUCCAAGUCUUGUAACAUAAUGAAAGUUAAGACAAAAAAAAAUAGUACCUAGUUGUUUUUCUACAAUGUGGCUGUUUUUAUUUUAACCUGUGAUUCCACUAAGAGAGAAACGAAGUAUUCAUGAUGUACAUCUCCAAGCUGUGGUAACAAUUUAAUUCGAGCUGGAAAAUAAAUGUUGAAAAACGCAAAGAAGUGACAUUAAAACACCUUUAACAUGGA